Molecule: messenger RNA, 736 nt
Organism: Schistosoma turkestanicum
Lineage: Eukaryota; Metazoa; Platyhelminthes; Trematoda; Strigeidida; Schistosomatidae
Source: the annotation of a GenBank genome assembly
GUACAUUUAAGUAUAUAAUUAGCGAAAACAUUUUUUUCUGUGUGUGAUAUCAACUCUCAACGUGUAUUUCCCCUUGUCCUAUCCUCCCGAAUAACAUCAUAUACUUAUAAAACAUCUUUUCAGUACUAUCAUUCGAUAUAACAAAAUAAUUUCCUUGAUUUAAAAAAAGAAAAUCGUACUUGUCUGUCGCUAACAAAAAAAUUAUAUUUACACGACUUAGCCAAAUGCAAAUACACUUUUCUUAUUUCAUGUUAAUAACGUUAGUGUUUUAUUUAUGUACAAUUAAAAAUUCCGCACAAAUUAAACUACAUUCUAUGACACAAACUAUGCCAGAACAGAACACAAUCACCAAUUAUCCAACUAUCAUGAACAAUGAUCCCCCAGUACGUAUGUGUGGUAAUGUAUUCUUGCAAAAUCUUAAACGUGUCUGUGCUGUACGAGGAAUUUAUACACCAGUAAAGCGUUUGAAAAGAUCCACAUCAAAAUAUUUUGAUUUAGAAAGAAUGCUACAACGGCGUAAACGUUUCGAUGAUCUAUGCACAUUGUAUGCUAUCUAUGAACCAGAUCAAGUUGUAACACAAUGUUGUUGUAUUGGUUGUACACGUAAUUAUUUAGAACAAUUCUGUAAUCCAUCAUAUUGAGUUGAUUAUUUUUGAUGAAAAUUCCUCUUUCUUAUUUGAAUAUUCUGUAACAGAGGCGCAGAAAAAUAACUUCAUUUUUAUAUUGAUUCAACAAA